AUGCCUUAUCAUGAUGAGGAGUAUCCAGGUCAGCCUCUCUGGCAGUCUGUGCUGCUCUUCUGCUGUAAGGGUAUGAUUGAGGGCAUCAUGGUCAUACUCUUCUUCUGGCUCCUGGUGCAGGUUCUCUUUACCAAACAACUAGAAGUUCACCUCCAAAUUCUUCUUUUGGUUGGACUGAUCACCUUCUGUCUCUGUUUGGUCCUGGGAUGUAUUAUAUGCUGCAGGAAAAGUCAGAUUUGUCCAGUGAAAGACAAAGAUCCUGUGACAUCAGCACCAGCUCCUGCUGAACCUGUGACCUUUGCCCAGAGCCCAUCUCCCUCGGCAGUGACAACAGCAUCCAGGCCACAAUAUGAAGAGCUGGAUGGAGAUAUACUGGAGUAUCCCUCCACAUUCGCGAGCCCUGCCCCUUCUGAGUUUGAAUUUACCUCUCUACCAUUUUCAAAUCAAGCUCAAGCUGCCUUUGAACGGAAAGAGCAGCCAAAGUCUUAUUUUUCUUUGCGCCGACUCAGCACACCGCCACUAACGUCACCCCUUUAUAAACCCAUAGAUCCCACUCAUGCAUCUCUUCCUACAUUUCCCAAACUGGGACUAUUGUCCAAAACAUGUAAGGCUCUGCAGAGGCGCUGCACCGUCACUGGGGAUAGUGCAUCUUAUAGUGAACACAGCAGGCUCACCAGCCCCGGCGCUGUCUCUCCUUCUAUGCCUGAAGAACAAAUCCCAUUAGCUCCACUGAGCUAUGGCUCCAGUGCCACCUGCAAACAGCCAAUAUCACCAAAACCUUGCCUCCAUUUCACUAUGGCCUUCUCUCCAGAGCAGCAAACCCUGACAGUCACCGUCCUCAGCCUCAGUGGGACGUCUCAUAGAUUGGAGAACGUGUCUGUGCUGGGCAGCUUGCCACCUCUGUACCCCUGUCCCAUACAAGCCUCCGUCAAGACAAGCCUCAGCCCUGAGGCACACAGCCUGGUGCUGCUUCUGAAGGUGUGCUCUGUGGAAGAGCUCCAGAGGUGCACUUUCAGAACAGCUGUAUACACUCGGGAAGCACACAGCCUGAGAGGCACCGUACUGGGGGAACUGGAGGCUGAAUGUGGAGGAAAAGACUGGAGAGCAGAGCAUCCAUUGCACUUCACAAAAGAACUGAACACAAACAGGAGGAAACUAAAAAAGAGUUUGAUCUCCCAGAAUGCACCGAUGUGUAAGGGGCUUAGCGGCCCUCCACAGAUCUUCAUUUUGCUUCUGUAUCAGACUCCGGCCCACCGCAUCAAAACCUCGGUCCUCAGAGCAGACAACCUAGACAAGCUCAUCCACACGUCAGCAGCACCGGAUAUAAAAACAGAACUAAACUAA
Messenger RNA from Seriola aureovittata, 1344 nucleotides. It is a transcript of the gene syt18b, whose product is annotated as synaptotagmin XVIIIb. The record is from RefSeq and is a predicted model, not a curated record. Lineage: Eukaryota; Metazoa; Chordata; Actinopteri; Carangiformes; Carangidae. The coding region runs from base 1 to 1344 and encodes 447 amino acids. The transcript is spliced from 4 exons.